AUGACCGGCGACAGUUGGUUGAUUAUUCUUCUGUUCUUGUUUCUCACAUUAAUCCUCUCAGUGAGACGAGAGGAUUUCAAAACAUGCGAACAGUCUUCAUUCUGUAAGAGGCACCGAGCGAUAAAGGAGCCUACUGGCUACGAAGUGGACGCGAACAGUGUUUCGCAUGACGGUGCAACGUGGCGAGCUGUGAUCCAGAAUCCUGACAACCGGCUACGUCUAAAAGUGAUGGGUGUGAAGGACGGAACAAUUCGAGUUCAAAUCGAUGAGACCGAAACGGCUAUACGGAAGAGAUUUGUGCCGGAAAUCGCUCUAUCUGGGCCACCAGAGGAAUUGCCGUUUGCGAAGGUCGAAAAUAGUCCAUCGCAGGCAAUUUUGUCAAGCGGCGACGGACGGUCGAAGGCGAUAAUCCUGUUCAAACCGUUUUCGGUGAAAAUUUACAACGAAUUCGACGAGUUGGUAGCACAUUUGAAUCGCGAUGGAAAAUUGAAGGUGGAUGAAUUCCGUAGAAAAGAAGAAGGAAAAACGUAUCCGGAGGGCUUCUGGGACGAAACGUUCAAAUCAUUCCGAGAUUCGAAACCAUUUGGAUCGAGCAGCGUUGGAGUUGAUAUCUCAUUCGUCUCAUUCAAACACGCCUACGGCCUACCCGAACAUGCGGAUAGUUUGGCUCUUCGCGAUACAGUUGGAAGCACCGAUCCGUACCGAUUGUACAACGCCGACGUGUUCGAAUACGAGCUCAAUAAUCCGAUGGCACUGUACGCCGCCGUCCCAUACAUUUUAGCUCAUCGCCCGCAUAGAUCGAUUGGAGCUUUGUGGUUGAAUGCCGCCGAGACUUGGAUAGACACUCAAUCUUCGAUGUCCUCAAAAGGGGUUCUUGGCAGUUUGUAUGACACGGUGACUGGCCAAGAUAAAAACGACGUGGCGCAUUUUGAUGCUCAUUUCAUGUCUGAAACUGGCCUCGUCGACGUUUUCUUCUUUGUCGGCCCAACUAUCAGAGAUGUCCAACGUCAAUACUCAAAAUUGACCGGCGUCACACCUCUUCCGCCGCUUUUCUCCAUCGCUUAUCAUCAAAGCCAUUGGAAUUACUUGGAUGAGAAAGAUGUCGCCCAAGUGAAUCAAGGGUUCGAUGAUUGGGACAUUCCAAUGGACGUCAUCUGGCUCGACAUCGAGCACACUAACGGAAAACGAUACUUCACUUGGGAUAAAUAUAAGUUUACGCAUCCAAAAGAGAUGAUUGAAGGACUUGUCGCAAAAGGUCGAAAAGUUGUCGCUAUCAUUGAUCCUCAUAUCAAGAAGGAUGACGGAUACUUCAAGUCUGACGGCACUACCGAUUUUGAAGGUCAAUGCUGGCCCGGCCUGAGCGAAUAUCUCGACUUCUGGCAUCCGCAGACCCGCGCGUAUUGGAAGGACUUGUUUGCGUUCGAUAAGUAUGUCGGUUCGACACCCGAAUUGUUUGUGUGGAAUGACAUGGAUGAGCCGUCGGUGUUUAGUGGCCCGGAAGCCACAAUGGAUCGCGAUGCAAUCCACUAUGGAGGAAUCGAGCAUCGCGAAGUCCACAACAUGUAUGGAUUGAUGUACCACUCAGCAACGUUUGACGGUCUUAUUGCAAGAACUAACGGACAGGACAGACCAUUCGUACUCACGAGAUCGGGAUUCGUCGGAUCCCAGAGGACCGCUGCGAUUUGGACAGCCGCUAAUUGGGGACAUUUGGAGAUAACCGCUCCAAUGCUUUUGUCGUUGAGCGUCGCCGGAAUUCCGUUCGUCGGCGCCGACGUCGGCGGAUUCUUUGGAGAUCCGGAUGAGCAAUUGCUUACGCGUUGGUAUCAGGCGGGCGCAUUCCAGCCAUUCUUCCGUGGUCACGGUCACAUCGAAACGAAACGACGCGAGCCGUGGCUGUUCAGCGAGACGACGAGAAAUUCGUUGCGCGAUGUGAUUCGUAUUCGCUAUACACUUCUGCAAUACUGGUACACACUUUUCCAAGAGCACAGUGAAAAUGGAAUGCCGCCGAUGAGGCCGUUGUUCUAUGAGUUCGAAAACGACGAGACGGUGCUAAAAGAGCAGAAGCAGUGGAUGGUUGGAAGCGGUUUGAUGGUUCGGCCGGUUUUGGAAAAGGACACAUACCGUGUUAACGUGCAAUUUCCGAAAGGAGAUCAAAAGAAUGUCAGAUGGUACGAAUGGAUAUCUGGUGUUGAACGCCUCGAAUCUUCAGCCAAUAUCGACGCUCCAAUCGAUUUUGUCCCUGUGUUCCAACGCGGUGGUUCCAUUAUUCCAACGUGGCAGCGAAUUCGUAGAUCGUCCGAUCUUAUGAAAAACGAUCCGCUGACGCUGGUCAUCGCUCUUGAUGCUGCUGGAAACGCCAAAGGAGAAGUUUAUCUUGACGAUGGCAAAACGCAUAACUACAGAAAUGAGGAGUUUGUGAAGGCGAAUUUCACCUACGAAACAACAUCAACCACUACGGCUAGUAUUAUCGGCGAGCACAUUGGUGAAAAAUAUGGUGCGAAGAACAGAAUUGAGAAAAUAGUUGUGCGAGGAAUUGAGAGAUCGCCCAAAUCGAUUGAGAUAACUCGCAUUUCGGAUCCGUUUGAGCCGCUCGAGUUCUCUUAUAAUCAAGAAAAUAAGAGUUUGACGAUCCGAAAACCUGAUGUUCUCAUAACGAAUAGCUACCAAAUCGAACUUAAAUUCAAAUAA
Molecule: messenger RNA, 2688 nt
Organism: Caenorhabditis bovis
Lineage: Eukaryota; Metazoa; Nematoda; Chromadorea; Rhabditida; Rhabditidae
Source: the annotation of a GenBank genome assembly